This is a messenger RNA of Durio zibethinus, 900 nucleotides long. RefSeq lists its product as uncharacterized. Gene Ontology annotation, biological process: root development; shoot system development. The record is from RefSeq and is a predicted model, not a curated record. NCBI's taxonomy places the organism in Eukaryota, Viridiplantae, Streptophyta, Magnoliopsida, Malvales, Malvaceae.
AAGAAAAAAUGGCUUCCCAAACUUUUCACCACACUCGCUGUAACAGCUUCCCCCUUCCAUCUAGACCAAACCCAUUUAUUUCACAGAUUGAUGAGCAUUUGAACAGAUUCAGGGCUUCUGAUGCCACAUCUACCUCAUCGUCAUCAAUAAGCCACAAACUAAAUGGCUUUAAAGAUUUGUACGAUUGUGUUGACAAGUUGCUUCAGCUGCCUUCAUCCCAGCAAGCUUUAGCCCAAGAACAACAUAAGGAAUGCGUUAAUGAGUUGUUGGAUGGCACUCUUAGGCUCCUAGAACUCUGCAGCACUGCUAAGGAUGUUGUGCUGCAAACAAAAGAAAUCUCAAAUGAACUUCAAUCAGUUUUGCGUAGAAGGAAGAGUGGCGAAAUUGAGCUUGUAAGUGAGGUGAGGAAGUACAUAACCUCCAGGAAAGUUGUCAAAAAGACCAUCCACAAAGCAUUGGGAAAUUUGAAGGCCAUACAAAGAAAACACGUUUUCUCUCCUUCAGAAGAUCAUGAGACAAAGGCCAUUGUUAGCAUUCUUCGGGAGGUUGAAGAAGUCACUUCUUCCAUGUUUGAGCAUUUGUUAUCUCUGAUCUCGAGGCCAGAGCCUGGAAGUUUGUCAUUAGUUUCGAAACUAUGGCAUCACAAAAAAGUAGCAUGUGAGGAUGCAGGAAGAGAAGUAAAUGAAUUUGAAAAGGUUGAUGCUGCUUUAAAAUUCUUUGCGGGUCAGAAGAAUAGCAAAUCUGAGAACAUCAUGAGUGUUGAGAUGAAAAACCUGCUAAAAGACUUGGAGCUGUUUAUUCAAGAUCUUGAAGAUGGACUCGAGUGCCUCUUCAGGUGUAUGAUCAAAGCUAGAGUCUCCCUUCUCAACAUCCUUACUCCAUAGAAAACUUUGAUUACCU